Rhineura floridana is the source of this 4755-nucleotide messenger RNA. It is a transcript of the gene VWA3A, whose product is annotated as von Willebrand factor A domain containing 3A. The transcript has 33 exons. Bases 1 to 3525 code for a protein of 1174 amino acids. NCBI's taxonomy places the organism in Eukaryota, Metazoa, Chordata, Lepidosauria, Squamata, Rhineuridae. The record is from RefSeq and is a predicted model, not a curated record.
AUGGCACAAUUCCUGGACAGCAAGCAUUUCUUGAAAAAAAUGGGAGUAAAUUUAGGAUCAAAUGCCACUUCACUGCAAGGGAGCCCAUCUUUGCAGAAUGAUUCCAUAACAGAUUUUGAAGCUGAUGAUGAAUUGUUGGUUACCAAUAUCAACCAGACACAGGAUUUACUGAGACUUGAGAAUACGGCAGUAUUGUCUGCUGGGUUAAAGGCCACAGAUGACUGGAUUAAAGUCUACGGUUUAGAAAACAAGCAUCUCUCAUUAAAUGAUCUAAUAAAGAAAGGCAGUGUUGUGCUAAAUGCAAGUGAUCCAGCAGAGCAUAUUGCAUUUACUAAGGAAGCUGUUAAAGAUUUUGAAUCUCAGUUGCGUGAAACUGUUGAUCUAUAUGACAGACGAAUUGAGUGGCUCUUGCAGGGCAGCAGGAAGAUGUUUGGUGUUAUUCAAGGGAAAAAUACUGGCGUUCUGGUUGAUGCAUCAGAUGUAAGUUGUGGACCACGACUGCGUGAUUUCCAAAGAGAUCUUCUGUCUUUAAUAGAUGAGCAGCUGUGUUACAUGAAGAAAUUAUACUUCAUUUCAUUUGGGACCGAAUUGUCAUCACUUUGGGAAGAGCCAAAAGCUAUUGAUAUGAAUGUUUUACAUGAAGCAAGGCAGUGGGUACUGGAACUGAAGCCCAGUGGAGGCUGCAAUUUGUUAAAAGCAUUGAAGAAAGUCCUUGUAGUCAAAGAACUGGAUUCACUGGUGAUUAUCAUAGGAAGCUGCCCAGAUCAAGCCUCGGAAAUCUUGUCUGAUUAUAUCCAACAGUGUACAUUGGGGAGACAGCUGCUGGUCCAUACUGUCACCUACGACUGUAGUAGUCAAGUGUCUCCUGGUUUUCUAAAGGCCAUAGCAGAAGAUGUGGGAGGCCGUUAUCACUGUUAUUCAACAAGGAGAGAGAAUUGUGACAGCAGUGGUAUUCAGCUGAUCCUUCAGGAACGUCAAAAAGCCGAGGACUUGCUCAAUGUCAUAAAUGAAAUCUACAAGGGCAGGAUGGGCGACUCCCUUUUUAAUGCAAUGAAAGAGGGUUCCAUGGAGUGUUUGAAGGUUCCCUCUGCCACUUGCUUGCUGAAGCCGCCGACGCAUGAGAGUCCUCUUGCAAUACAAAUCUCAAACGUUUUGGCCAAAUCUUCAUCCGAAUGGUUAAAAAUGAAUGGACUGAAAGCCAAGAAAUUAAGCCUUUACCAAGUUUUGGCACCAAAUGCUUUUUCCCCUGUGGAAGAAUUUGUGCCGGUCCUUCAGAAAACAGUAUCGUCUACUUUACAUGAGAAAGCAAUGACCCGGUUUGAAUGGCAUGACGGGACUAUUAAAAAUAUUCACGUAGAUCCACCCAUACUGUAUGACUACCAGAAACAGCUUGGCAGGAUGGUGAGGAUGUAUGAGAGACGUAUUGACUGGCUUUCCAGAGCUAGUAGAAGAAUUUGGGGGACUGUUUGUGACAGGAGGGUUGUUAUACUUAUUGAUGUCUCCAAAACAAACUCCAUGUACAUCAUUCAUGUCCAACAUUCCCUGAGACUUUUACUUGAGGAGCAGAUGUCAAGCAAGGAUUUCUUCAAUAUAAUAGCCUUUGGAAGUGAUGUUAAGGCAUGGCAGGCAGAAAUGGUUCCUCCACACCCAGACAACCUACAAAGUGCCUGGAGAUGGGUACUGACUCUCCAGUGUGAAGGCACUAGAAAUGUUAUAAAUGCCCUGAGAAGAGCUGUGGAGAAUGACUUUAAAGAUAAGGACAAACAUUCAUCCCAAAGCCUUUACCUGCUUACUACUGGAGUCCCUGACCAAGAGAUGCACACAAUUUGCUCUUACAUGGUCGAGGUCUGUGGCAGCUGUGAUUUGCAGCUGCACAUCUGUCUGUUCACCGUCAAUGGUUUUCCCCUCGAUGAUGACAUCCCACCGCGCUAUGCAAGUCCGAAUGAAACAGCUGUCAUUUUAAAAGAAAUCACUCAGGCUGCCAACGGCCGAUUUCAUUGGUUUGGAGAAACAGGCAUCUAUGAAAGUGAUGAUAUCAGCAUUAUCCUAUCCGAAAUGGAAAAAGCCGUCAACUAUUCUCACAAGUGUGCCUUAUUAGUGGAAACCUUAAGGCAACGUUCAGGCUGUCGAGUGGCUAAUCAGGCAAUGCCUGACGAAGACCUAACAAUGUUGAAGAAACAGAGGAAGAGCAGGCCAUCAAAACUCCCAUCUCCAAAGCUGACGGCUCUCACUCUUGCCAGAAUGAACUUAAGAGACCACCAUGAUGGGGACAGAAAUGGCACAAUAAAAGCUCUCCUGUGGCGUCCUCCAAGUGCAAAAGCAGAAAUUCCACCAGUACAGUCAAGCAAAUUUUUUCUGACGAGUGGAAAAAAGAAACAGAACUUAAAGUCAAAAAAACGUCCGGAGGUUUCUUUCUCAUUAUUUUAUACCGACAGAGGAAAAAGCGUAGGUGCAGUUUAUAAAAAAUAUGCAUACUCCAAAAAUGUGAGAAAGUCAAUUCCUGUGCCCGUUUUGCCUCUUGAAGAAGAAAUAUGCUCCAGCAAAGAGUGGCUGAGCAAAUUCAGCAUAAAGAAAUUGAAGCUAGAGUUACCAAGUCUCAUUUUUGGACCCGAGUGCAUGCAUCAGAAGCAAAUGGUGGAAUCUUUGCACAAGAAAGUGACAGCAAAAUACUGUGACAUCUUCCCUAGUGUAGAAAUGCACGGUAUUGUGAAACAUCUGCAGGUUCAACCCAGGGAUUUGGAACAGUACAUUGAGCAGAUGGAAAGAGUGUUGCGGUGCUAUGUUCGAAGAGUACAGUGGCUUCUGUCAGGAAGCCGCCGAUUGUUUGGUGUCAUUUUGGAAAAAAAUGUUUGCAUCCUGAUCGAUACGUCUGGUUCCAUGGACCAUUCCUUAGAGAAGGUCACCAAAGAGCUCACCUCCCUUAUCUGGGAACAAUUAAGGAAGAAUAAUAUCAAGUUCAAUCUGAUCAACUUUGCAGAAGAUGCUGAUGUUUGGCAAGAGUGCCUUGUGGAGGCCACAAAUGAAGCAUGCCAUGACGCUGUGCAGUGGUUGUCAAUGUUUAAAGCUCAUGGGAAUACAUCCAUCCUCAAGGCCUUACAGAGAGCUUUCAGCCUUCAAGAUGUAGAGGCUCUGUAUGUUCUGACUGAUGGAAAACCAGACACCAGCUGCAGUUUGGUUCUGAAUGAAAUCGAAAUGCUGCUGAAGAAACGAGCAGUUAUAAUCCACACUAUCUCGUUUAAUUGCUCAGAAAGAGGAGCAAAUGACUUUCUCAAGAAAGUGGCAUUCCAGACAGGCGGACGCUACCAUCGGUGCCAUGGGGAUGUGGACGGACAGGUGGCAGCUCACCGACUACUAUCAGAAGGCUUUAAAGAUGAGGAUGAUCCAGUUUUUCCCUUAUUUGAAGGAGAUGAUUUAAAGAAACUCACUGAUGAAAUAGCAAAAGCUAGGAGCUAUUUAAUGCAGGCCAAGUUCUUUAAAUCGCUUUUAGAAAAAAGGAAGAUAAACCAGAAGGAUCGCUGCUCCUAAAACAGUUGCUUCCAGAACUCUGAGAUGGCAAAGGAGACUUAAUGGAACUAUCGGCACAUUGUCUAGGAUGGCAAACAUUUCUUCGUGCAUGCACACGUGCUAAAAUGAAAGCGAAUGCACUUUUCAGACAGUUGAUUUUUUUAAUUUUUCGUAUUUCCCUCAAAUAUUUGUGCCAUCUCAAGCUAGAGGGCAGCAUGAGCAAUUCCAAAUAUUAGCAAGACAAAUGCCCAAUUCAACCCCCCAUUAGAUCAGGAAAAAAGGUUUGAAGACUUCAGUAUGAUUAGCCCACUGGGGUGCAUUUGACACAAUGUGCUGGCAUCUUCAGCUUCAGUGAACUGAAUGAGACUAUCUGAGUUCCUGUUUGUUUCAGUGGAGGGUUUGCACAGAGAUUUCUAAUGCAUUGUGUAUAUUGCAAAAGCUUUAGGAGUGCUCUCCGGAGCCUUUUGAAGAAGUGCACUUGAAAUCAUCAUCUAAGUUGUGGGUGCUAAUGGUUUCUACAAACAAACGGCAUCCCUCUAGUUCCUAAAGCAGGACAACAUAUUGUUGCCUCAGUGCAAUUUCAAAGAGACAUGCUAGCUGUCCUCCUCCUAGGCUGUCCACUGGCCAGCAGAAUGGAAUCACAGAACCUGUGGAUUGGUUAUACAUAUGCAUUAUGUGGCUUUAAAGCUGAGGGGAGGUUUUUGAAAUUCUGGCCAGGAAUUUCUAGGACAUGGCACUAGAAAUGGAACUAAAUCAAAGCAACAUACGCUGAAGCCUAGCCACGGAAAACAGCUAUAUAAUUUGCCAACUGCCAUAUGAAAAAUGGUUUAGCUAGCAAUUAACUGCUCCAUGUGGGGCAUUCCCUCCCUGCUUCCUUCUCCAUUUAUUUGACUCACCAAAGAAAUGAGGGGAAGAUUCUGCCAUUUUGCUUUGUAAAAGAAUAUCACCUUUCUACUCUUGGAAAAGGAGUCCAGUCCUUGGCAAAAUGAACCAACUAAUUUAUGAAUGUGAUUAUGUGUUCUAUACUACCGGAAGCCCAGAUAAUUUGAUAUGUUGUAAAGCCUAUGCGGGGUAUCCAAUGUUGGUCAGAGUAGUCCCAUUGAAAUAAAUAGAUUUAAGUCACUUAAUGUACAUUGAUUUCAGUGGUGCUGCUCUUUGUGUGACUUUGUUGGAUAUACCCUUUAAAAAAAUUAAAUAUUAAGAUUACAGCCUUUGUUAAUGUUUUCCAAAGGAGAGGAGUAAAGCUUUCAC